AUAUAAACCUGAUCAUAAACUGCAUUCUUAUCGUAGAAUCGUAACCCCUUUUCAGUAGGAUUGCUGCGUACGGUUGGCAAACAGGUAAAACAGAAACAAAUCAUGGCGAACUAUCCUCUUGUAGUCCUCUUAAUGACAUUCAUAUCCUCCACACGAGGUCUAGAGGUAAAACGUAUCCACACCAAGCUCGGAGACAUCGUGGGAGUAGUUGAACACGUUCGAAACGAGAAAGUAUACCAGUUCCGGAAUAUUCCGUACGCCGAACCACCCACUGGAGCUCUGAGGUUCACCAAACCGGAAGCAAGGCGAGCCUGGCCUGGUACCCUCGACGCAACGCGAUUUGGACCAUCAUGCAUGCAGAUAUUACUGCCCGCGUAUAAUAAAUUCUUGCCAAAUUUAAACCAAUCAGAGGACUGUUUACUUUUAAAUAUUUACGUGCCACGUGAUAUGUCUCAGAGUUCCAACAGAUCGGUAAUGGUAUGGAUCCAUGGCGGCAGCUACAUCUUCGGCCAAGGAAUGUUGUAUGAUGGGUCUUACCUUGCUCUAACUGGUGACGUUGUCGUGGUUACGAUCAACUACCGGCUCGGUGUGUUCGGAUUCCUCAGCACAUCUUCUACGGGAGGAUUGCGCGGGAACUAUGGACUCUGGGAUCAGCACAUGGCACUACAGUGGGUGAAGGACAAUAUAGCAGCUUUUGGGGGAAAUCCUAAUUCUGUGACAAUAUUUGGGGAGUCUGCUGGAGGUUUCAGCGUUUCACUCCAAGCAAUAAUUCCACAAAAUCAAGGUCUGUUUCAAAGAGUUAUUGCACAGAGCGGAAACGCCGUAUCAAGGUUUGCUUACUCUAGUUUGAGUAAUAUGCAUAGCGUCGCAAAGCUUCUUGGUAUAAAUGUUGGAUGCGCAAACGCUUCUGGUAUCCCUGCAACAUACAAAGGGUGUAUGCGUGGAAAAUCUGCGCAGGAUUUACUUGCGGCACAAAAUACAGAGAGUAUACUCACUCUUCAGCCUCUCAAAUUGGACAUCAUAUUGGGACCGGUCGUCGAUUAUGAUUUGCUUCAGUCAUCGCCAGAUAACUUACUUAAGAACAAGAGAACUGCAAGUUCUCAAUUCUUUCGAAGCCUCGACUUUAUGACUGGAAAUGUAAAUGCAGAAGGUUCGCUUUUCCUGAAUGCAUUGAAAAGCAUAUCCAAUUACAAGAAAUUCAACAUGUCUGACGGAAUACCAACGGAUGUGUUCUGUGGUUACAUCGUUCCGGCUUUUGUAAACGCCUACUUCGGCUCUCAAGUAAACAGCACUUUACCGAGUGACCUGAUAUGCUCCUUGUACGGAACCACGGAGGAAGGCCUAGAAGGGGACAAUGCUAUAGACGUCUACUCAGAUGUGUUUUUCAUCGCGCCGGCAAUACAAUCCCUCAUGACACAUUCCGAAGACAAUGUCCAAACCUCGUCAUAUCAGUACAUAUUUAAACGUCCAGCGCCCGGUCCAAAGUUCCAAGCGUAUCCGCCGUGGUGGCGAAACGACUCAUCAGCUCAUGGCUCCGAAGUUGUGUUCUUGUUCGGUCUCGAAGAUUAUCCAACCAAAUUAAACAUUAGCGUGAGCCCCACUGAUUUGAGCCUGUCAAAAACUAUGCUUAAGUAUUGGACAAACUUCGCAAAAACAGGGAACCCUAACUCUAACGACGUACCAGUGUGGGGUGCCUAUGACGUAGUACAACAGAGUUAUAUAGACCUAAAUACAACGAUCACAUCAGGUCGACAUCUGUACGGAGAAUGGAUCAAUCUAUGGUUAGAACGACUACCAAAACUAUUCGAUACCUCAAACCCCGGCGGUGCCAUUGGGAAAUAGUAUCUUCAUUCAUUGUUACUUACUCUUAAAUAAAACACUGGCAUUAAAGAAUGUACAAAUA
Molecule: messenger RNA, 1903 nt
Organism: Mizuhopecten yessoensis (Yesso scallop)
Lineage: Eukaryota; Metazoa; Mollusca; Bivalvia; Pectinida; Pectinidae
Product: carboxylesterase 1C-like
Exons: 3
Coding region: 103-1842 (579 amino acids)
Biological process (GO): modulation of chemical synaptic transmission; synaptic vesicle endocytosis; postsynaptic membrane assembly
Cellular component (GO): cell surface; synapse
Molecular function (GO): signaling receptor activity; neurexin family protein binding
Source: RefSeq, a predicted model, not a curated record